CGUGUUAUGUUGUGUGUGUUUUGUAUGUUGUAACCCCUGCUAGCCCGGGAAUGGAUCAUGCUAAUGUUUGGGGUGGGGCUAGAGGUUUAUAAGGGGGAUUUUUCUUUCUUGGUUUUUUUUUUCCCCUUUCCUUUGGGUAGAGGACAAUGGUCGUGUCUAUGUGGCCUUGCGGCCACCGACACUAGCUGGCUGCUGGAUGCCGGUGGAGACCAGCCAGAACUGCAUGGAUUGGUGCAGGCCGAUCAGUUCUGGAUUUAUUUGGUUUAUUUAUUUUCUCUUUGCUCAGCGUUUUUGCUUUUCUACUUGUAUCAUCUCUACUUGGAAAUAAGUGCUCAAGUGUGCAUCUGGCUCUUGGAGUCUGAUCCGAUUUUUGUAAGGUAAAAUCCAUGCUCACGCCAACACUACCAAAAUGGAAGAAAUCCCCUUAACAUUCCCACAGGUAUCCUUUUUUAAGGAAGAAGAUUGUAUUACCAUGCUGCUAUUGGUUCUAGUGCUCCCCCUGGUGGUGCAGUCGGCCCCUGCCUAUCUGCCUCAGGACUGUGAAGAUGUUUACAGUAAUAUCUCUCAGAACACUGGUGUCUACACCAUCUACCCAGGAGGCCCUGAUAAACCAGUGCAGGUUUACUGUGACAUGGGCUGUGAUGAAGACCGCGGGAGGUGGACAGUGAUUCAGAGGAGAAUGGAUGGCAGUGUGAACUUCUACAGACCCUGGGAUGAGUACAAGAACGGCUUUGGGAAUGCAAGCGGUGAAUACUGGCUAGGUCUGCAGAACAUCUUCCUUAUUACCACAAGAGGUAAAUAUGAGAUGAGAAUUUACAUGGAGGAUUUUGAUAAAGGGAGCGUUUACGCCCAUUACACCUCUUUCUUCAUCGAUUCCGAGACAUACAGGUACAAGCUGCACUGCUCUGGUUUCAUCAAUGGAGGAGCAGGGGAAUCGCUGUUCUAUCACAACAACAUGGAGUUUGCAACUUAUGAUAGAGACACCAAUGGCUGCGCAGUCAGCAGUUCUGGAGGAUACUGGUUCAACAACUGCCUCGUGUCCAACCUUAAUGGCCUGUACAAGUGGGGACCUUCAGCUCCACAAAAUGCAGCAAUUGUUUGGUGCUCCUGGAAAGGCUGUAAUUACUCUCUCAGGACUGUAGUGAUGAAGAUAAAACGAGCAGCUUAAGAUCAUGUCUAAUGAAUAGCUUACAGCUGAAGCCAUAUCAUGUCAAUACUGUUACAAGAAAUUCUGUUCUCUCAAAUAGAAACUGAAAAGCUUUUGGGUUUUACUAGAUGUGUGGUAGUUAUCUAUAUCUAUCAAUAAUCAAAUGAUUUACAUUUUACAUUUACAGCAUUUAGCAGACACUCUUAUACAGAGCAACUUACAAGAAGAUGCUUACAUGAUGCUACAGGGUUACAAAUUAUAACUUCUUUUUAAUGCAUUGGUGGCUGUUUACAGUAUAUGUUUUAAUUUUUGUCUCGUUUUUCUUUUUAAAGAAUUUGAAUAAAAGGCUAUAAAGAA
Pygocentrus nattereri (red-bellied piranha) is the source of this 1504-nucleotide messenger RNA. Its product is annotated as microfibril-associated glycoprotein 4-like. The transcript is spliced from 6 exons. Gene Ontology annotation, biological process: elastic fiber assembly. The record is from RefSeq and is a predicted model, not a curated record. Lineage: Eukaryota; Metazoa; Chordata; Actinopteri; Characiformes; Serrasalmidae. The coding region runs from base 410 to 1168 and encodes 252 amino acids.